GCUACUCUUGUGUUGCUUUGCAACCCGGUGGGUUUUUGUUUUUUUGUUGUCAUUUUCUAUUCCUGGCUCGACACUGAGCAUGAACAUGUUCAAAAGAGAUAAAGGCUCUACAGUACAAACUCCAGCAGUCCCCCCAAGACCCAACAAGGAGGAUCUAGACAAUCCCAUCACACACAGCCUGAACAGGCAGGAUGCAGGAAUGACCGCAUCCUCGCAGGAAAACAAUAAUGAGGUUACAAAUGAGCUAAACCCAAAGGCCAAGAGGACUGGGGUGAUGGGAGUUAUGCAGAAGGUCAAUCCCUUCAAGUCUACCACACAGGUCGCCUCCACAGUCAGCAAAGCUCCCUCUUCAGAGUCACUAGAACAGGGGACAAACUCCUCACAGAACCCUGGUAUGCUGAAAGGGGUCAUGCAGAAGGUCAACCCAUUCAAAUCUACCUCCCAGGUCUCUAAAGCUCCAUCUUCAGAGUCUCUGGAGCAGGGGCAGGUUUCAGACUCUAAUCAGAAUCCCGGUAUGUUGAAAGGAGUAAUUCAGAAGGUCAAUCCCUUCAAGUCUUCCACACAGGUGCCAAAGAGUGAUCCUCAACAGGAUUGUGUAGAUCCACAAGAGACUGGAAAAGAACUUCAGGCCAAACAGAAUCCAGGGAUGAUCGCAGGAAUGAUGCAGAAAGUGAACCCAUUCAAAUCCUCACAGCCAAAGGACACACGGCCUCUACACAAUGACCUUUCCUCCAGCAGUGGAAGCUUAGCAGACAAUGAUAACUUGCCAGAGAAACAGAACCCCGGUAUGUUCAAAGGGAUGAUGCAGAAAGUGAACCCCUUCAAGUCUUACACACAGAUGCCAGCAGAUGAAUGUCAGACAGACUCUGCGGUUCCCACUACAGCCUCCUCGUCCAAGACACAGGAAAAUCAAGCUAUUCAUCGUGAGGACUCCUCCAGCUCUGAAAGCUUGGAUGAUAGCACCAUCGAGAGACAUUCUAUUUGGUAUACUGACGGUGCCGCCAGCGGUGAGGUGAACAAUCAGCCAGUGGAGGCACCAAAGAAAAAAACUAUGACUUUCAGAAUAAAGAGGAUUCUGCCCAGUGCACUGUUUGGAUCCGGAACAAAGGACUCUGCAACAGCAUCAUCGGACAUUCAGACAAUACCUCAGGAGGCCGUUGAAGUUCAGACGCUGCAAAUGGCUGAAGGAACGGUCCUGGACCCUCUAGACGAUGAAGAAGGGCUUUUGACGUGGUGGAGAACAGUAGAAGGAUGGGAUGAGUGGAAUGAGGCAAACCAGAAUGAUGAAGCUGAAGAAGUGGUUGAACAAGCAGCUGAUCGUGUCUUCAUGGCGGCUCGUCUUUUUGUUCGCUUUUUCAACCAGCGCGGCGCCUCACUCCAGCAGCGAAUCCUUGAGCUCCUGGCCUUGGCUGAUUCAGCCGACAGCUUUCAUAAAAAGACAGUCACGGCCAGUGUCGGCGGAGGUCUGGCCAGUGUUGCGGGGUCUGUCACAACUAUCACCGGCCUCAUUCUGGCACCCUUCACAGCAGGAACUUCCCUCAUCGUCACAGCUGUGGGCAUUGGUGUAGCUACAGCAGGUGGGGUGGCGUCUGCUUCAGCCAACAUCACAGACACAGUUCAUUCAAAGACAGACCGCAAGAAGGUGGAGAAGAUGAUUCAGGACUACCAGGAGGAGAUGAACGACAUCAAGGAGUGUCUGGAGUUUUUGCAGGAAGGGAUGGAGACACUUGAGGAGUGGAACUUUGAGAAGUACGCUGAAAGCAUCUCAAAGAAGCACCUUAACCAGAACGUCAAACACGUAAUGAAGGAGGGCGGCCGGGCCGGCAAGGCUUUAGUGAUCAACACAGAGAGCCUGAUUAAUACCGUUCAGGUCCUGAGUGUUGCGGGUGGAGCCGCUAAAGCCGCCCAGGUGAUGAGCAUCACCACUGGCGUUAUGUCGGGUCUCUUCCUGGCUCUGGAUGUCUUUUUCCUGGCGAAGGACUCCAUGGAGCUGAGGAAGGGCGCCAAGACAGAGUUUGCCGCUAAAAUCCGAGAAGUGUGCAAGGACCUGCAGGACGGGCUGCUGGAGCUGAACCGCAUCAAGGAACAGCUGCAGAAAACCAUGGACGGGAUAGAGGUGGAGGUAGAGGAGGAGGGAGAGGACGAAGAGCAGUGGAAGUCUGAUCUGAAGAAACUUGUGGAGCUUGAAGAAUGAAGGAACAGUGAUUUAAGAAUAGAAUUAAGAAUGUAGUAAUAUAUUUUAAAUAUUUAUAUUAUUUAAAGUAGUCAUUUUAAUUAUGUAUUAAACCAGAAGUUACUGUAUUGUCAUUUAUUUAAUCUUAGUUUCUUUCUAAUAAAAGUGUUUCCUGCUAAUUUCUUGUCCCUUCUGUAUCACGCUACUUGCCCCUGUUGUGAAAGGUAGGAACUCAAUAGAUCAACAAACCGAAGCAAAUGAUUCAGAGGCAGAUGACACGUGAUCAUCUUGUGCUCAGGGAGUGAUGCACGCAUGAAAGGCAACAAA
Seriola dumerili (greater amberjack) is the source of this 2500-nucleotide messenger RNA. RefSeq lists its product as uncharacterized. The transcript has 23 exons. Gene Ontology annotation, molecular function: lipid binding. Gene Ontology annotation, biological process: lipoprotein metabolic process; lipid transport. Gene Ontology annotation, cellular component: extracellular region; membrane. The record is from RefSeq and is a predicted model, not a curated record. NCBI's taxonomy places the organism in Eukaryota, Metazoa, Chordata, Actinopteri, Carangiformes, Carangidae. Bases 80 to 2194 code for a protein of 704 amino acids.